GGCGGCAACGGCUCGCGUAGAUCGCAGUACGUACCUCCCCAUCUCAGAAACAGAAACACGUCUUCUGGCUCUGGCUUUGGCGGCAACGGUGGCGGCCGUGGCCGUGGCAGUUUUGGCGGCAGCAACUACAACAAUGCUGGCAACCGCGACAACACGAUCUUCGGAGGCAGCGGACGCAGCAGAGACCGUGGCUUUGGUGGAAGAGGAGGAUUCAGAUCCAACCAACUGCGUCCCGGUGUUGGACGUUGGGUCGAUGGUAAACACGAGCCUUCUGCCCGUAACGAACGUAUCGAACUCGAGUUGUUUGGAACCGCUGAGGACACCAGCUUCCAGUCGUCGGGUAUUAACUUCGACAACUACGACGAUAUCCCUGUUGAAGCCUCCGGUGAUGGCGUUCCUGACCCAAUCACCUCCUUCACUGCUCCACCUUUAGACGAGCUCUUGGUGGAAAACAUUACCAUGUCCAGAUUCACUAAACCUACCCCAGUGCAAAAGUAUUCCGUUCCUAUCGUUGCUGGUGGCAGAGAUUUGAUGGCCUGUGCCCAGACCGGUUCCGGUAAGACUGGUGGUUUCUUGUUCCCCGUCUUGUCUGAAUCAUACAUCAACGGACCAGCACCUAUUGCCGAAAGUACUGGUGCCUUUUCUUCUCACAAAGUUCAUCCUACCAUUUUGGUGAUGGCUCCUACCAGAGAAUUGGUCUCCCAGAUCUACGAUGAGGCAAAGAAAUUCGCUUACAGAUCGUGGGUCAAGCCUGCCGUCGUCUACGGUGGUGCUGACAUUGGCCAGCAGAUCAGAAACUUGGACAAGGGCUGUGAUCUUUUAGUAGCCACUCCAGGUCGUCUUAAGGACUUGUUGGAAAGAGGCCGUGUGUCUUUGGCCAACAUUAAGUACUUGGUUCUUGACGAAGCCGACAGAAUGUUGGAUAUGGGUUUCGAACCUCAAAUCAGACAUAUUGUCCAGGAAUGUGACAUGCCAGAUGUCCAAGACAGACAAACAUUGAUGUUCUCUGCCACUUUCCCUACUGACAUCCAGAUGCUUGCCCGUGAUUUCUUGAAGGACUACAUCUUUUUAUCUGUCGGUAGAGUCGGUUCCACUUCCGAAAACAUUACUCAGAAGAUUUUAUACGUUGAAGACGAAGAAAAGAAGUCCGUCUUGUUGGACUUGUUGUCUGCUGGCGACGCUGGUUUGACAAUCAUCUUCACUGAAACCAAGAGAAUGGCCGACAACUUGGCAGAUUUCUUGUACGACCAGGGCUUCCCAGCCACCGCCAUUCACGGUGACAGAUCGCAGUACGAAAGAGAAAAGGCUUUGGCCGCCUUCAAGAGCGGUGCUGCUCCUAUUUUGGUGGCUACUGCCGUUGCUGCUAGAGGUUUGGAUAUUCCAAAUGUCGCCCAUGUCAUCAACUAUGACUUACCUAGUGACAUCGAUGACUAUGUCCACAGAAUUGGUCGUACCGGUCGUGCUGGUAACGUUGGUAUCGCUACCGCAUUCUUUAACAGAAACAACAAGAACGUUGUUAAGGGCUUGAUUGACUUGUUGAGUGAAGCCAACCAAGAAGUUCCUGAUUUCUUGGCCAAAAUCGGCAGAGAAUCCGCUUUUGGAGGUAAGACUGGCGGUAUGCGCGGCGGUCGUGGUGGCUCUAGAGGUCCAGUUAGAGACUUCAGAAGAGGCGCCAGUGGUGGCUCUUCCGGUGGUUGGGGCAACUCCAGUGGCAGUGCCGGUGGCUGGGGUGCUGCUCCAAGUGGCGGCAAUUCCUACAACUCUGGCUACAGCUCUCGUUCCAACUCGUACAACAGCUCUUAUGGAUCCUCCGGUUACGGUAACCCAACCUCCACCAACUCGUGGUGGUAA
Scheffersomyces stipitis CBS 6054 is the source of this 1851-nucleotide messenger RNA. It is a transcript of the gene DED1, whose product is annotated as DEAD-box ATP-dependent RNA helicase. The record is from RefSeq and is a predicted model, not a curated record. Gene Ontology annotation, molecular function: RNA binding; ATP binding; RNA helicase activity. NCBI's taxonomy places the organism in Eukaryota, Fungi, Ascomycota, Pichiomycetes, Serinales, Debaryomycetaceae. The transcript has a single exon. Gene Ontology annotation, cellular component: nucleus. The annotation marks the transcript as partial.